Molecule: messenger RNA, 3502 nt
Organism: Formica exsecta
Lineage: Eukaryota; Metazoa; Arthropoda; Insecta; Hymenoptera; Formicidae
Product: prohormone-2-like
Exons: 11
Coding region: 1589-2695 (368 amino acids)
Source: RefSeq, a predicted model, not a curated record
UAACAUUUGCUAUUUUACCAGUUUGUUUGCGGUUUAAAUUAUGAAUGGUAACGUAUCGCGAAUAAAUCGUUGCUAUUUUCAGCCUGAAGAAAGAAAACAAGUCGACGUGAAUGCGAAAGUAACGUAGCUCGUAAAUCAUUGCGGGCAAAUGGUAGCGAUAAGAUUCUUCAGGCGCAUCAUUUAUACGCGAGAGGGAGAAAAAGAAAAGUGGAAAGCUCAUUAUGCUUCCGGAUUAAGGUUGCUACGAGAGUACUGUGUACAGCGCAAAUGAAGAGAGACUUAAACAAAAUGUAGAAUCCUGUUUCUUUGUAGUCAACAAAUUUAAUUACUUUUGAAGAAAAGCAUAGAAAAUAUUAAGAGAGAGUCGUCUUGAUAGUUGGCACAAAUUUAAUUAAAUUUUCUAGUAAUAACAAAUGUACUUAACUGUUCGUUAUCUAAAAUUUAAUUAAAAAGAUUGUUUGGAAAGUUUUCGAUGUGAUUCUUAUAACUGGCAUUCGGCGCAACCCUUUUAAUGUCAAGUUUUUCAAUUUCUAUUCGUAAAAGCAAAAUUCAUUUAUUGACUAGAAUUGUUCAAUUAUUCAAAUCAUUUAACAUUUGUGGGAAUAGCAUUGUGGCUUUAGCGCUUACUGGAAACUUUUUCCGGAAAACUAAGGAAUGUGAAUUUUUUCCAUUCGACCCCAAGAUAAUGUUCUUGCGUUUGAUUACAGAUCGAGAGAGAGAGAGAGAGGAUCGGAAUAAAUACGUGCCCUUAUUUUUCCACGACUGACAUGAAACGCUCGGCGCGGACUCCUGUAAUUUGCCGGAAGCGCCGGCUGCACUUGUCCACCUCGUGUUAUGUAUCCGCGCAAUGCCAAUUUGCGCAAGCGUGUUGCAGCGGCUUGUGAUAGCGACGACGACGCUAACAAAAAUGAAGGCUGCAUUCAUUCAAGAAGAGACGAACCGUAUUUGUUAAAUGGCCGUGUUGAAUUUCAUUCAAGGGCUGGCAGAGAAGUGUAAACGGGACCUAUGCCCUUUCGUCAAAGACAAAUACCACUCAGAUCCUCAUGUUACAACUACUAAACCGAUGAUAGCAGCCGCAAACUUCGCACUUUGGAUAACAUCGGCUGACAGGUUUUCGACAGCAGAAUAACAACAUAAUCCCCACGCAAACGAUCCUUACGAGGCCAUGUAGAGAAACGGGAUCCAUCGGGAAGACGCAGUUGGGUCAUCGCGUGGGCAGACGUCUCUCUUAUAUCACGAUGGGACCAUGUUUGCGCACCCAUACGGAUGUACGCGUACAUAUAUAUCUCGAUGUCGUGUGCGAGGAAACGCAGCGCGCGCGCAGCCAACAGCGUCGUCGUAGGGUGCUCACCACCGCGAGUCGGGAGAUGGGGAAUGCUCGUUCACCAAGGUGGGGGUUGGUUGAUCGACCGUACCCGCUUUUCUACUCGUCCUGCCGAGCCCCGACAUUCAUUCCACCCCGAGCCGGCGGAUCCACUAGGACGUGCCCGUUCUCCAGCUCGGUGCCAGCCGAAGGAUCAGCGAAGGACCAUUCAAGACGAAGGAGAAAAGCGUGAAGGGUAACCCAGCGUUCGCCACAUCUCGCAAGAUGACGUACAACUGGGCGUGGUUGCUGCUGCUGUUCUCGCUAGUCUCGAUAGGCAUGUGCUUGCCCACGAGCUUGAUCGAGGACGUGAAAAAAGCGGAUCAGGCCAUGAAACCAAAAUCGAAACGAGCGCAGGAAAUGCUAAUGUUUGGCAAUCAGCAGAAUCGACAGGCCAACCCUGCCACCGGUGAAUCUUUCACGUCGAAUGCAGAGAAACGAACUCUUGCUUCCUCGGGAUUGGGAGGCUUAAAAGCGGCUAUUGCCGAGGACGAAAAGCCAUCCCAGUCCAAAUCGCCUAGCAACUCUAUGUACGAGCAUGAGACGUAUUCGCCGUACGACAAGAAUUACGACUACGGUAAAGUCCUCAUGAACGAGGUCGAGGAGGAUGGACCGCGCGUGUGGGAUGUACCGCCGUAUUCUCGAUACUACACGGGCGAGGAUCGGCGCAAGAGAUCGGAAAAGUCCACCGCGACGGCACAGCCGAGCAUCUCGACGUUGCAACCUCCGACCAACUCGUACGAGUUCAAAUCGAGACGUCUUGUACCUACCCAGCAACUGGUGCAGGCUCAAGUUAAGAGGAGCAUCCCGUUCUACCAAGAACCGCGAUUCAAACGGGAACUACCCUUGGACAUUGAUCCUGACGACGUAUUGACCCUUUUGUCACUGUGGGAAAAUGAACGACGUAACGGAAACUGGCGCAACUAUGCUAAAGAGGAAUACGAUAAUAUGAUAGAAGACAAUGAUUUCCUUGACGAGGAAGGCGCUAGAAACGAUUUCCUUUUAGCUCUUCCAUUAUUAGACGCGCCAAUGUAUCCCUCUCGGCACUACGACACGUUGUCACCCUCCGACAUCGGAAUAGUCCGAACCCACCCGCCCGGCUAUUAUGACCAAUUGGAUCAACAGUAUGAAGGCACCAGUCAAUACGGCAGUCCUCAAUAUGGCAAUUCGCAGUACGAUUACGUUUAUCCUCAGCGUGCCUACUACCCUCACGAGAAGAGGUUCAUGGUAUCUAAAAAGCGAAUGCAGAGCUACGAUCCGUAUUCCACGGCCCAGUUGCAAUUAAGCUCCCAACCGCGAAGUUAUCAAUAUCCCCAUCGCGUUGUCUAUUAAAUAAUCCGUGAUGUGGAGUUGUCUAGAGAUGCGGGAGGAAGCGAGAAAUUUCUCAGACAAAAAUUCUAUUGAAAAAAGAAAAAGCAGUUGAUGUUUCUGGGAAGAGGAGGGGGUGCUAGCACUCUUUCGAUGAACGGUCCUCGCUGUCUCUCCUCUUCGACUAUUCUCCCAUUUUUUCGCAGGAGGAAAAAGAAGCAGAUGCAAUGGCGGAUUUUCUCGUUCUAAGAAACACGGUGCUCAGAGAAACAGAGAGAAAGAGAGAGAGAGAGAGAGGCUUCUCGAGUCGCAAGAGUCGCGCUGAAGAAUCGAGAGACGUCGAUUCGUAAGGAACAAAUCUUUCCUUUUUGGACUCUUUCUUAUUGAACUAUCUCGAAAUAGAUGCAAGAUGUGACAAAUUCGUAUCUAAGAUAUUUUUUAUCUCAUGAUGGAAAUUUUGCGGCGACAAAGUUUGAUUAGCACAAAUUUUAAGAGACGGUAUGCAAAACAUAUCAGAAUCAUUCGAUUCAAUCCGUAAUAUCUUGUGCUAUAUAAACGUGAGUUCGAAGAUUCGAUUAAUUUCAUUGAACUCUUAUAAUUAGUUUGAUCGCAACGAGGAUUAAAAAAAUCAAAGAAGCUUCAGCGCGCUCUUGUCGUUCCUAACUCGCUUAAUGGUAAUGUUACAAUUUUAAGCUCCUUUUGCGUGUAAUACGAGCGAUGCGCCCGUAAUGACGCUACGACUGAAUCAUUAAACAAUCGUAGUAUCAAAUCAAAUUACCCUCAGGCUUGGUUUCGACGACUCUUUGUGACUGAUAAAAAAAAAAAAAUAUA